Molecule: messenger RNA, 1885 nt
Organism: Pollicipes pollicipes
Lineage: Eukaryota; Metazoa; Arthropoda; Thecostraca; Pollicipedomorpha; Pollicipedidae
Product: E3 ubiquitin-protein ligase listerin
Exons: 14
Coding region: 149-1885 (578 amino acids)
Biological process (GO): ribosome-associated ubiquitin-dependent protein catabolic process; rescue of stalled cytosolic ribosome
Cellular component (GO): RQC complex; cytosol
Molecular function (GO): ubiquitin protein ligase activity; ribosomal large subunit binding
Source: RefSeq, a predicted model, not a curated record
UUGCAUCACGUGUGGGCAACGAUAGGGGAGGUGGGGGGUAGUAGCCAGCUGUGUUGCGUUUUUAUCGGUCUGGUGGAUCAUUGUUACUGGAAUUCGUGAAGAAUUGUGUUCUGACUUCAAUCUCCAGGUUUUUAGAACAUUCCUAGAUAUGGGUGGAAAGAAGCAGCCUCGUACCAAAAAUAACACACAGCCUUCAAGCAGCGACAGGCACGCCCAGCGCCUGGGAACUGACCAGCUGAUUGGGUUCAGUGCACUCAGUGACCUGGGCUAUGUGCCCGCACCAGUGGGUGGGGCACAGGAUGAGGGCAGUAGUGGAGCUGUCUCCGGCCAGAUGCGUGCAGUGCUGAAGAAGAUGGCGAAAAAAGAUGCGACCACGAAGUCAAAGGCCACACAAGAGUUUACUGAGCUCUGUGACAGUCACAGCCUUGACGACGUCAAGCUGGCUCUGCCAUUCUGGCCCAGGCUGUACCGCAAGCUGGCGACAGACGUUGACAACCGCGUCCGCGAGAUGUCGCACGUGGCGCUGCAGCGGCUGCUGCUGCGCGUGCGCAAGGCGGCCACGCCACACAUGGCCGAGCUGGUGCCGGUCUGGCUGUGCUCACAGAACGACCCGUACCCGCCGGCGGCCACGGCCGCGCGCCGCGCCUUCCAGAAUGUGUUUUCUGUACCUGAGAAACAAUCUGGUGCUGUGAAGUUCUGCUACUCAAGCGUCCUAGCAUACGUUAAGGAGGGUCUGUAUGACCAGACGCCCCAGACAUACUCAGAUCCCAGUGUGAUGUCGGUAGAUGAGCUGGAGGCACGGUUUGUCCGCCUGCUGACCGGCUGUCUCUCGGGACUACGCGAGCUGCUGGAGCUCCUCCCCGAGGACCCCGAGGACGCCAGGGGAGCCUCGUCUGACCAGCCUCUUGCCGACAUUGUCACACACAACAAGUUCGUCAAGCUAGCCAAGCACAGCCACCCGCAGGUGCGCCGCUGGUGGUUCUGCCUGGUGUCGCGCUUCUGCGCCCGUCGGCCCGGUCUGGUGGCGGCCGCCGGAGCCCGGCUGGCGCCCGCCGCGCUGCACGCGCUGAACGAGCGCGACCCGGCCGUGCUGACGGACACGUGGGACGCGGCCAUCUGCCUCGUCACUACCGUGCCGGACUGCUGGAGCCUGGUGAACGUGCGGAAGGCGGUGCUGCCGCAGCUGUGGACGGUGCUGCGGGAGGGCGGCCGGGGCUGCGCCGUCACCCUUCACCCACUCAUGAUCGUGCUGCUCUCGAGGCUGCCGCAGGACGCGGCCGGUGAUCCGGACGAGCUCCACCGGCUCUUCCUCUCCAGCAUGUACCAGGGACUGAGUGCCGACCGCGUGACCCAGAGCGCCCGCGAGGUGUCCGUUAUUGUGCGCUCGCUGCUGGAGUGCGCCCUGUACCUGCUUCGCCAGGGCUGUUCGGAGCCCGUCGUCGCCGUCAUUGUCGAUCAGCUGUGCGCCGUCACCAGUGACGUCAUCGCCGUCUGGCGGCGGACGCCCGGCCCGGCUCUCUACCGCGACCUGGUGCGGCCGGAGCUGGAGGCGGGCCGCAGCGAGCUACCCGUGCAGCUGCUCGCCACCGUGUACCGGCUCUGCAGCCGCCAGGAGCGCAGCCAGCUGGCACUGGACGUGACGCGGGAGGGUCACAUGUCCAUGGUGCUGGAGCUGCUGCGUCUGAUGGAGCGGUCAGGCCCGGCCGCCGACCCUGAGCUGGCCAGCUGGGCCGUGUCCGACCAGCUGCACGCGGCAGUCCUGGCCGCCGUCACCGCCACUAGCGACUCUGGCGGCGAUCAGUGGCAACACACGCUUCAGGCCAUUCCGCUGCUGUUGAAGGAUCACGGCAAGAGUGGCCCUACAGGUGCGUUAGGACGCAGCUAG